AUGCUCGUUUCCUCCACCCGUCCCUCAGCCACUAGCAGCCUCGACCCUCAUCUUGAGGUCCACCCACACUGGAGGGUACAUGACACAGAGUACCGACUACCUAGCCCGCACUUUCUCCGGCCCAAAGAGGACGACGUCGGCGUGCUUCUCUGUCUGGAGCAGGCCAAGCCCAAUCCGAUCAAGCCACCACACGAUAGCAGCCUAUCUCGCCCUAAUCCCGAAGACGAACGUGACGAAUGGCCAGCUACAACACAGCGUGUUGCUCCCGCAAAACUGGACGAGGAGGCUCCCCUCACAUUCACCAGUCUGGGGAAUCCCGGCCGCGCGGCGGGGAUAUCUCCGGAUCUGCCAAGUGCUCGCGAGAACAUAAUCGGGGCAUGGCAGGAAGCGAAGCCACCGAGGCAACUGGGGUGCGUCAGAGACGCCCGCGUUCCGUGCCCUGCGUACCAGGACGAAAGCGAGCGUCCCAAGAGCCCCAAGGAUGCAGUGCCAGAGCGGACUGCUGCCGCCCUUUAG
Trichosporon asahii var. asahii CBS 2479 is the source of this 516-nucleotide messenger RNA. RefSeq lists its product as uncharacterized. The transcript has 2 exons. NCBI's taxonomy places the organism in Eukaryota, Fungi, Basidiomycota, Tremellomycetes, Trichosporonales, Trichosporonaceae. Bases 1 to 516 code for a protein of 171 amino acids. The record is from RefSeq and is a predicted model, not a curated record.